This is a messenger RNA of Olea europaea var. sylvestris, 1323 nucleotides long. RefSeq names its product S-adenosylmethionine mitochondrial carrier protein-like. Gene Ontology annotation, cellular component: mitochondrial inner membrane. The transcript is spliced from 3 exons. The record is from RefSeq and is a predicted model, not a curated record. Gene Ontology annotation, molecular function: S-adenosyl-L-methionine transmembrane transporter activity. The annotation marks the transcript as partial. NCBI's taxonomy places the organism in Eukaryota, Viridiplantae, Streptophyta, Magnoliopsida, Lamiales, Oleaceae.
UCUGAUAGUACAGUACUGGUUUGUCAGACACGGGUACAAGCAUCAACUAUUACCUUUCCAGAAAUUUUAUCGAAGCUUCCUCAACUUGGAGUCCGUGGGAUAUACGCGGGGUCUAUUCCAGCUAUUCUAGGUCAAUUUUCGAGCCAUGGUUUGCGAACUGGAAUUUUUGAAGCAAGCAGACUUGUUUUAAUUAAUGUUGCACCAACACUUCCAGACAUACAGGUUCAAUCUGUAGCAUCGUUUUGUAGCACUUUUCUAGGGACGGCAGUGCGAAUACCCUGUGAAGUGCUGAAGCAAAGGUUGCAAGCUGGUCUAUUUGACAAUGUGGGGGAAGCUAUAACUGGAACUUGGCAGCAAGAUGGUUUUAGGGGAUUUUUCCGUGGGACUGGUGCCACUCUGUUUCGGGAGAUUCCUUUUUAUGUUGCAGGAAUGGGCCUUUAUGCUGAAUCAAAGAAGGUAAGUUUAAUCCUAAUUUAAAAUCAGAUAUUUUCUUGUACUUGGUUUCUGAUCUUUGUCAGGUAAUUUGCUCUCUUAGCUCUUGGUAUACCACGCAUUUAGGGUUAUUUUAAACUUCUUCAAUUAUUUAUCUUUCGAUUUAACUGAAGAAUUUAAAAAGAUAAGGGGGAAAAAAAGGGUCCUGUAAGCUCAUCAGAGAUGCUGCUUAAAGGGAGCAGUUUUGCUGGGUGCUGAAGUGCUACUUUACUCAGUAGCCUUUUACUUUGGUGCCCGGUUCGCUGGUGAAUAAAGGUGUAUGGGAGUAAUAGAUAAACUGAACAGGAUCCUCUGAGAUAUACGGUAUUUAUUAGGAUCAGUCCACCUGGUCGUACAAUUGUUGGCACUCGACCAACAAAAGAGAUAACUAGAAGUUAUGACUUACAGAAAAUGGGAAAAGAUGUUCUAGAUUCAAUUGAUACGAGAAAAAUCAACAGUAAUCAUUGUUCAUUUUAGCCAAAUCGAUAUAAUGUUAGAAGACUGCAUAAUCAAGGAUUUGCCUAUUAAUUAUGAGGUAAUCACUUAGCAAGAAUCUGUAUGGUUCCUUGCAUCUAAUGAUUAUUAGUUAUUUCUGUUCUUGUGAACUUGAUAAAGAAAUUUUUUAUCAAUAUUGGUUUUGACGUGAUCUGAUAAAGAGUAAGCAGCUAAUUUGUAGAAUGCGUACUGGCAAGAAAUCUCAUUAAUAUAAGGCACGUCACUGGAUCUUUUGGACCGGUCCAGUCUCAAGUGCAAGUCACUGCUUAUUUCUGAAUUUAAAUAAUUUUAAGAAAAAGAAAUUACUUAGGUUGGCUUUCCAAAUUCCCAAGGUUAGACGGACUGCAUACCAUGGAA